UGUCCCUCCAAUACUGCGCAGCCUUCCUGAGCACGCCCUGGGCCUGGGGCAAGCAGGACAGGGGAACCGAGGAUGGAAUCUAGGACCCCGGCAGGGAAUGGCAAAACAAAACAAAACAAAGAUAAGCGCCAGACAAUAAUACAGGCACACCAGCACUGAUGGAGGCGACGAUACAAACUCGCAGACGGAGAGGACCAAGAUGGCUCCCGCAGUUCGUGCAAGGCUGCAGAACGGCCAGGCAGUAUUUAUCCGGGGAACAUCCUAACUAGAAGCUUCUUCUGGCGCCAAGGCAAUCGACUCGACCCUUCACCCGACCCCUUAGAGCCCCACCUCUGCCCAACUUGGAGUGGGAGCUCCCUCUGGAGAACGAUUGGGUGCUGAGGGGUGCGGCCACCAACCGCAGUCCCGGCGAGACCGCAGGGCCCAAGCCUCCGGGCCUUAGCCCGGCCCCUGCGGCGUCAGGGCUCCGCCCCCUGACAGGCAGCAGCCAAUGAGCGGCUCCUGCCACCGGCCUUUAAGAACCGCGCUCACUCUCCCUGCAGCGAAUGCUGCCGGCCUAGCACUCCCGCAGGGUUUCCAUGGAGACUGAGGCUGGGCCCUGGCGGCCUCGCGGCGUUGUCAUGGAGACAAGUCCCGAGCUGGGGCUCCGAAGCCCCGGCACACCGCUGGCUCAGAAACCCGCAGAGCCACUGUGCGACGCCGGAUCCGCGGUGGCUGCAGCACGCUGGGACCUGCGGAAACACUCCUUGCUCAUCGUGAUCGGCGAUAUCGGUACAGAGAGUCAGCUGAGGGCCGUGCGGGCCCACCUUGAACAAGGGAUUCUCUCCUGGAACAUUGACUUAUCAGCCUUUGACUUGAACCAACAACUGAGACUCUUCAUUACCCGGCACCUAGCUCACUUCUCCUCAGAGGUCAAAGGCCAAAGGACCCUCUGCCACCAGAGUGAGACCCUAGAGACCAUCAUCCUGGUAAAUCCCAGUGCCGACAGCAUCAGCUCUGAGGUUCACCAUCUUCUUAGCAGCCCAUCAGCUCACAAACUACUGAUCUUGAGUGGGCAAAGUUUAGAGCCCGGGGGAGACCUCAUCCUACAGACUGGCACCUAUUCCUAUCAAAACUUUGCCCAGGUCCUUCACAACCCAGAGAUUGCCCAGUUGCUCAGCAAUAGAGACCCUGGGAUCCAGGCCUUCCUCACUGUAUCCUGCUUAGGGGAGGGUGACUGGAGCCACCUAGGACUAUCCAGUUCCCAAGAGACCCUGCACCUUCGGCUAAACCCUGAGCCCACGCUGCCCACCAUGGAUGGCGUGGCGGAGUUCUCUGAGUAUGUCUCUGAGACUGUGGAUGUGCCAUCCCCCUUUGACCUGCUAGAGCCUCCCACCUCAGGGGGCUUCCUCAAGCUCUCUAAGCCUUGCUGCUACAUCUUCCCUGGAGGCCGCGGGGACUCUGCACUCUUUGCCGUUAAUGGCUUCAACAUCCUGGUGGACGGUGGCUCUGAUCGCAAGUCCUGCUUCUGGAAGCUGGUACGGCACCUGGACCGCAUUGACUCGGUGCUGCUCACACACAUCGGAGCAGACAACCUGCCAGGCAUCAAUGGACUCCUACAGCGCAAAGUGGCAGAACUGGAGGAGGAGCAGUCCCAGGGCUCUAGCAGCUACAGUGACUGGGUGAAGAACCUCAUCUCCCCUGAACUUGGAGUUGUCUUCUUCAACGUGCCCGAAAAGCUACGGCUGCCUGAUGCCUCCCGGAAGGCAAAGCGCAGCAUUGAGGAGGCCUGCCUCACUCUGCAGCACCUAAACCGCCUGGGCAUCCAAGCUGAGCCUCUGUACCGUGUGGUCAGCAACACCAUUGAGCCACUGACCCUCUUCCACAAGAUGGGUGUGGGCCGCCUGGAUAUGUAUGUCCUCAACCCUGUGAAGGACAGCAAGGAGAUGCAGUUCCUCAUGCAAAAGUGGGCAGGCAAUAGUAAAGCUAAGACAGGCAUUGUGCUGGCUAAUGGGAAGGAGGCUGAGAUCUCAGUGCCCUACCUGACCUCUAUCACUGCUCUGGUGGUCUGGCUGCCAGCCAACCCCACUGAGAAGAUCGUGCGUGUGCUUUUUCCAGGAAAUGCUCCCCAGAACAAGAUCCUGGAGGGCUUGGAAAAGCUUCGGCACCUGGACUUCCUGCGCUACCCUGUGGCCACACAGAAGGACUUGGCUGCUGGAGCUGUGCCUGCCAGUCUCAAGCCCAGCAAAAUCAAACAACGUGCUGACAGCAGGGAGAGCCUCAAGGCCACUGCCAAGACAGCGGUAAGCAAGCUAGCCAAACGGGAGGACGUAGCCGAAGAGGGAGCCAAGGAGGCCCGCUCAGAACUGGCCAAGGAGUUAGCCAAGGUAGACAAGAAGGCAAAAGAGGUGUCUGAGAAGCCCCCGGAGAAGCCUGCCAAGCCUGAGAAGGUGAAGACAGAGUCGAGUGAGGCUUUGAAGGCAGAGAAGCGAAAGCUGAUCAAAGACAAAGUGGGGAAGAAGCACCUUAAAGAAAAGAUAUCAAAGCUGGAAGAGAAAAAAGACAAAGAGAAAAAAGAGAUCAAGAAGGAGAGGAAGGAGAUCAAGAAGGAUGAAGGAAGGAAGGAGGAGAAGAAGGAUACCAAGAAGGAGGAAAAGAGGAAAGACAACAAACCUGAGAUCAAGAAGAUUUCUAAGCCAGACCUGAAGCCUUUUACUCCUGAGGUGCGUAAGACCCUCUAUAAAGCCAAGGCCCCUGGCAGAGUGAAGAUGGACAAGAGCCGGGCUGCCCGUGGGGAGAAGGAGCUGUCCUCUGAGCCCCGGACACCCCCAGUCCAGAAGGGGGCUGUACCACUCCCAGCAGCCAGGGGACACAGGGAGUUGGCCCUGUCUUCCCCUGAGGAUCUCACACAGGACUUUGAGGAGAUGAAGCGUGAGGAGGGAGGUUUGCUGGCUGAACAAAGGGACAUAGGAAUAGAAGAAAAACCACUCCCUGCAGACACUGCAGAGGAGGGACCCCCAAGCACAGGUGCCCAGGGGACACCAUCCUCUGUCCCAGGGCUGGAACAAGAAGAGCCUGUGAUGAAGGAGAAAGAGAUUGUCCCUGAUAUCGCUGAGGACCACAGCAACAAGGAUAGAGGCCCAGAUUCUGGGGCUGAAACAGAGGAAGAGAAAGAUACCUGGGAGGAAAAGAAGCUAAAGAAAGCAGAGCAGCUCCUUGAUAGAACAGAAGCCAGAGAGGAAAGUGAACCUGAGGUAAAGGAGGAUGUGAUAGAGAAGGCUGAGUUAGAAGAAAUGGAGGAGGUGCACCCUUCAGAUGAGGAGGAAGACAAAGAGACAAAGAAUGAGGGUUUUUACCAAAAGCAUAUGCAGCAAGCCUUGAAGGUAACUCCAAAAGUUGGGGAGGUUCUUGGGGGCCGGGAACCAGGACUGCAGGUCAAAGCCCCUGAGAAGGAGACCUCAUCAUUCCUAAGCAGCCUGGCCACACCUGCAUGUGUCACGGAGCAUGUCUCUUACAUCCAGGACGAGACAAUCCCUGGCUACUCAGAGACCGAGCAGACCAUCUCAGAUGAGGAGAUCCACGAUGAGCCAGAGGAGCGCCCUGCUCCACCUAGAUUUCCUGCCAGUGCAUAUGGCCUCCCUGGGCCUGAAGGUCCUGGCCCCUUUGAGGCAAGCCGGCCUGCAGACAGUGCUGUUCCUGCCACCUCAGGCAAAGGCUAUGGCACACCAGAGACUGAACUGAGCUACCCACCCAACAUGGUGGCUGCCCCUUUGGCUGAAGAGGAGCAUGUGUCCUCAGCCACUUCAAUCACUGAGUGUGACAAGCUUUCUUCCUUUGCCACAUCCGUGGCUGAGGACCAGUCCGUGGCUUCACUCACAGCCCCCCAGACAGAGGAGACAGGCAAGAGCUCCCUGCUGCUCGACACAGUCACAAGCAUCCCCUCAUCCCGCACUGAAGCCACUCAGGGUUUGGACUAUGUGCCAUCAGCUGGGACCAUCUCACCCACCUCCUCACUGGAAGAAGACAAGGGCUUUAAAUCACCACCCUGUGAGGAUUUCUCUGUGACUGGGGAGUCGGAGAAGAGAGGAGAGAUCACAGGGAAAGGCUUGCCUGGAAAGAGAGCUGUGGAAGAGGGAAAGGAGACCGCAGAUGGAGAGAUAUCAGAGAAACUUCACAGUCAGUAUGGAGCCCCGAUGUUUGGUGCCCCUGGGCACACCCUCCAUCCAGGGGAACCAGCCCUGGGAGAAGGAGAGGAGCGCUGCCUCAGCCCAGAUGACAGCACAGUUAAGAUGGCCUCACCUCCACCGUCUGGUCCACCCAGUGCCACCCACACACCCUUUCAUCAGUCCCCAGUGGAAGAAAAGUCUGAGCCCCAACACUUUCAGGAAGCAGACUCUUGGGGAUACACUGGUCCAAUACCAGGUGUGGGCAAGGAGGAUGCUACAGAGAAGACAGUCAAGCCAGGGCUUGAAGAGGGCAUACUAGAAGAUGAGGGAAAGGCGCCUUCAUCCAGGAUGCCCCAGGCCCCGGAAGCACCUGUCAGCAUUGCUGGGGGACAUACAGGCUACACCACCCAGCUGUUGUCAGAACAGGACAAAGCAACAGUCUUUGACACAGUGGAGGCAGGAGAGCCUCCAGGACCAAUUCUGGGAACAGAAGCCCUUCCCAGUGAUUUGAGGACAUCACUUCAAGAACCUGAUGAACCUCAGAGAGAUGAGGUGCUCCAAUUCCCUGACCAAAGCCUGUCCCCUGAAGAUGCAGAGUCCCUCUCUGUCCUCAGUGUGGUCUCCCCAGACACUGCCAACCAAGAAGCCAUCUGCAGGUCUCCCUGUGGUCUGACAGAGCAGCACCAACACAAAGACCUGUGGCCAGAGGUAUCUCCACAAGACACCCAGUCACUUUCUCUUUCAGAAGAGAGUCCUAGCAAGGAGACCUCUCUGGAUAUCUCUUCUAAGCAGCUUUCUCCAGAAAGCCUUGGCACCCUCCAUUUUGGGGAACUAAGCCUUGGAAAGGAAGAAAAGGGGCCUCAGAUGCAGGCUGAGGACACCCCUCACCACCUAGCUCCUGUGUCUAGUCUAGAACCCUGUACAGCCACAGUGUCACCUCCCACAGAUGGGACCACUGGAUACUCUGUACAGGCAGACAUCACGGAUGAGAGUUCUGAUGGAAAAUUCCCUGCUAGCUCCUUCUCUCAUUCUACACUGUUGGGAGAUGGGAAGCCUUCACCUGGAGUGAUCAUGAGCCCUGAUGAACACAUUCUGACACCUGAUAGUUCCCUCACCAAGAGUCCUGAGUCUUUGUCAAGCCCUGCCAUGGAGGACAUUGCCAUGGAAUGGGAAGGUAAAGCUCCAGAGCUGAAAGACAGAACCUCAGAGCAGAAGGACGAGGGACCUGAACUAAAGGACAAAGUCCUACAGCAGAAGCACAAAACUCUGGAGCAGAAGGAUGUUAUUGUACAGCAGAGGUAUACAGUCAUUGAUCAGAAAGAUGGGGGUCUGGAAGAAAAGAACAAGGCUGUGGAACAGCAGGAGAAGGCUUUAGAACAAAAAGGUAGAGACUUAGAACAAAGGGACAUGGCCCUGGAGCAGGAGGACAGAGACUUAGUACAAAAAGUCAGAGACUUAGAAGCAGAAGACAGAGACUUGGAACCCAAAGACAGGGACUUCCAAAAAAAAUCCAAGGCUCUGGAGCAGGAGGACAAGGUCCCAGAUGAGAAAGAUGGAGCCUUAGGACAAAAAGUCAGAGACUUUGAACAUAAAGAUGAGACUCCAGAGGACAAGGCCCCUGAACUGAAGGGCAAGGCCUUGGAACAGAAGGAUCGGGCAUUAGAACAAAAAUCCUGGGCCUUAGGACAGAAGGAUGAAGCCCUGGAACAAAAUAACGUGGUUGAACAGAAAGAUAAGAAAGAUCUAGAAGGGAAGGAUAAAACUGGGGAGCAGGAGAGCCCAGUGCAGGAUAAAACCAUUAAACCAAAGGUGAUCUUAGAGGAAAAAUCUCUGGAAAAAGUCAAGGCUGUGGAACAGAAGGAGGAAGCUCUGCUGGAGAAGACAAAAGCUCAGGGGCUGGAAGAGAGGCCAGUGCUAGAGGACAAGGCCCAGGAGCAGGGAGAAAAGUAUUGGCAGGAGCAGGACCUAGUCCAGGAGUGGAGAGAAAUAUCUCCCAGCAGAGGGAAGCCCAUUGGAGAACGGAAAGAGCCUGCCCAGAUGUGGGAGGACACAUCUCCUGAGCCUGAAGACCAGUACUGGAGGGGCAGAGAGGAUGUGGCCCUAGAACAGGACACAUACUGGAGGGAGCUGAGCUGUGAGCAGAAGGUCUGGUUCCCUCACGAGCUGGAUGGCCAGAGAGCCCGGCCUCGGUACACAGAAGAGCGGGAGAGCACUUUCCUCGAUGAGGGGCCAGAUGAUGAGCAAGAAGUGGCCCCCUUGGAGCACACGCCCCAGAUCCCCUGGGCCUCAGACUUCAAGGGUUUCCAGGAGCCCUCACCACAGAAGGAACUGGAGGUGGAGCACUGGCUUGCUGAGUCACCAGUUGGGCUAUCAGCAGAGGAAGAAGACAAGCUGACUCGCUCCCCGUUUGAGAUCAUCUCUCCUCCGACCUCCCCACCAGAGAUGGCUAGACAGAGGGUUCCUCCGGCCCCAGGACAAGAGAGCCCUAUCCCAGACCCUAAGGCCAUGCCACCCUUGAGGAACGAACCCACCACCCCUUCAUGGCUGGCUGACAUCCCACCAUGGGUGCCCAAGGACAGACCCCUGCCCCCUGCACCCCUCUCUCCAGCUCCAGCUCUGCCCACACCUGCUCCAGAGCUACACACUCCUGCCCCCUUCUCCUGGGGCACAGCUGAGUAUGAAAGUGUGGUGGCUGCAGUGCAGGAGGGGGCAGCCGAGUUGGAAGGUGGGCCAUACUCCCCACUAGGGAAGGACUACCGCAAGGCUGAAGGGGAGAGGGAAGAUGAAGGUGCGGCUGGGGACCCUGACUGCAGCCCCUGCAGCUCAAUGGGCCCAGGGGCCAGCAAGAGCCAUGCCACCAAGGAGCCCGAGCAGACUGAACCAGAGCAGAGAGAGCCCACACCCUAUCCUGAUGAUAGAAGCUUUCAGUACACAGACAUCUAUGAGCAGAUGAUGCUUACUAGGCCUGGCCCUGCAUGCCCCACCAGGGAGCUUCCGCUUGGAGCAGCUGGGGAUUGGCCUCCCUGCAUUUCAACCAAGGAGGAGGCUGCCGGCCGAAAUACAUCUGCAGAGAAGGAGCUUUCCUCUCCUGUCUCACCCAAAAGCCUCCAGUCUGAAGCUCCAGCCUUCAGCUAUGCAGCCCUGGUAGGACCCACCUUACCCCCAAGGCCUGAGCUAGGGCCAAGUGUGGAGCCCAGCCUCACCCCACCUGCAGUACCCCCCCGUGCUCCGAUCCCCCUGAGCAAAGGCCCAAGCCCCCCUCUUAAUGGUAAUGUUCUGGGCUGUAGCCCAGAUAGGAGAACCCCAUCCCCAAAAGAAUUGGGCCAGGGUCACUGGGGUGACAGCACUAGUGACUCAGAACUGGAAAAGGGUGCUCGGGAGCAGCCAGAGAAAGAGGCACAGUCCCCAAGUCCCCCUUACCCCAUCCCUGAGGGUUCCCCCACAUUGUGGCCUGAAAGUGAGGCACAUACCAGCCCUUCCUCCGAGUCACACCUGGGUCCUGCCCGACCCAGCCUGGACUUCCCUGCUUCAGCCUUUGGCUUCUCCUCAUUGCAGCCAGCUGCCCCACAGCUGCCCUCUCCAGCUGAACCCCGCUCAGCACCCUGUGGCUCCCUUGCCUUCUCUGGGGACCGAGCUCUGGCACUGGCUCCUGGGCCCCCCACCAGAGCCCGGCAUGAUGAGUACCUAGAAGUGACCAAGGCCCCCAGCCUGGACUCUUCACUGCCUCAGCUCCCAUCACCCAGCAGUCCUGGGGCUCCUCUCCUCUCCAGUCUGCCACGGCCUGCCUCACCAGCCUUGUCUGAAGGCUCCUCCUCUGAGGCCACCACACCUGUGAUUUCAAAUGUGGCUGAGCACUUCCCUCCUGGCCUGGAGGCUGCAGAACAGGGGUCUGGAAAGCUGGUCCCAGGAAAGGAACCACCUGCCCAUAGCCUCUGGGACCUCACUGCUCUGAGCCCAGCACCCCCAGCUUCACUGGACAGGGCCCCAGCUCCAGCUCCAAGCCUGCCUGGUGAUCUGGAUGAUGGCACCCUGCCCUGCCGCCUGGAAUGCUCAGGGGCAGCCACCAAGAAGCCAGACACCUUCCAGGGGCCCUCUGGGGAAUGUGCCUCCAAUGGCCCAACAGAAACCAGCCCCAACCCUCUAGGCCCUGUCCCAGCCAAGGCUGAGAAAGGUGUGGCUGAAGCCUGCCCUGCCUGGGAACAAGGGACCUGGUCUGAGAGAGCUGAGAGGAGCUCCCGGCCUGACACACUGCUCUCCCCUGAGCAGCCACUGUGUCCUGGAGGGGCUUCUGGAGGCCAACCCAGAAAUGUCUCUCCUGAAAUUGAGGCUGGGCCCCAGGGAUGUGCCACUGAGCCCCGGCCCCACCGAGGGGAGCUCUCCCCAUCCUUCCUGAACCCACCUCUGCCCCGAUCCACUGAUGGCGAACUCUCUGCUGAGGAAGCUCAGCUGGUAGGGAGAGGGGGGCGGCGCCGGGCAGGAGGCCCAGAAGCCACAGGCGGCCCAUGCCCUGUGACUGAUGAGACACCACCAACAUCAGCCAGUGACUCAGGCUCCUCACAGUCAGAUUCUGACGUUCCACCAGAAACCGAGGAGUGUCCAUCCAUCACAGCUGAGGCAGCCCUCGACUCAGAUGAAGAUGGGGACUUCCUACCUGUGGACAAAGCUGGGGGGGUCAGUGGAACUCACCAUCCCAGACCUGGCCAUGACCCACCCCCUCUCCCCCAAACAGACCCCCGCCCAUCCCCUCCUCGCCCUGACGUGUGCAUGGCUGAUCCUGAGGGGUUCAGUUCAGAGUCUGGUAGGGUAGAGAGGCUACGGGAGAAGGAGAAGGCACAGGGAAGGGGAGGGCGCAGGGCCCUGGGCAGGGCUAAGCCAGUGUCUCCUGCCCGGCGUCUGGAUCUUCGUGGAAAACGCUCACCCACCCCUGGUAAAGGGCCUGCAGAUCGAGUAUCCCGGGCUCCACCCCGACCACGCAGCACUCCAAGCCAAGUCACCCCAGCAGAGGAAAAGGAUGGACACAGCCCCAUGUCCAAAGGCCUAGUGAGUGGACUCAAGGCAGGACCAACGGCCUUGGGUUCCAAGGGUGCCUCUGGCUCCCCUAUAUAUUUGGAUCUUGCCUACAUCCCAAAUCAUUGCAGUGGCAAGACUGCUGACCUUGACUUCUUCCGUCGAGUGCGUGCGUCCUACUAUGUGGUUAGUGGGAAUGACCCUGCCAAUGGCGAGCCAAGCCGGGCUGUGCUGGAUGCCCUGCUGGAGGGCAAGGCCCAGUGGGGGGAGAAUCUUCAGGUGACCCUGAUCCCAACCCAUGACACAGAGGUGACCCGUGAGUGGUACCAGCAGACCCACGAGCAGCAGCGGCACCUGAACGUCCUGGUCCUGGCUAGCAGCAGCACGGUCGUCAUGCAGGAUGAGUCCUUCCCGGCCUGCAAGAUUGAGUUCUGAAAGAACCACGCCUGCCCCUGGACCUGCUUCCCCAGCUCCCUUAGAGAGUGGCUGCUGCUGGCCGGGGCUGAGGGGCAUGCAAGCUGGGGUGGAAGGAAUGGAGGGCAGGAUGUCUUACUGUGGGACUUGGGCUGGGCUAAAUGGGAGGCGUUGUCCCUCUCCCUUAUCUGUACCUGAGGGACACUCAAAACCAAAGGGUACAAAAUUAGGCAAGGUCAUUUGAUGCCUGAGAACCAUGGAGUGACACCCUCCUAGCACUGCCAAAUGCUGGUAUUGGGUAGGGAGUGAAGAUGGGUCUCAGAGAGCAACCUCCUCCCUCAUGGAGGGAAGUCAUAUCCCCAACCCCAGAAUGUCUUUAUCUCAAUCUAUUUAUUUAACAUCCCAAGGAAGGAUUUCCAAUAGUAAUUUAUAUUAACUGGGGACAGGAUACUGUCAGUGAGGUGCCCAGAGGUGCUCCCUCUCCUCCAUCUCCCAUCCCCUUACCCACCAUGGUCUGGCUUCCAGCAGGGGCCUGGGGGUACACUGCUGCUACACUGUCCCACUGCUUCCCUCUGUAUCUGAAUGUCUCAAUCCAAAACUUGAAGCUCUUUUGGCAAACAGAUUGGUGAGAGAAGAAAGUUGCUUAUCCUCCCAGCUUCACACCAUAAACACCCUAGAGCUGUGCCCAGCCAGGCCUACUAGGCCACACUAAGGGACAAAGAAAGCCCAGCCCCAAGCCCAGAAUUCUUCCAAACUCCCUGACCCUUUGAAGUUUCCACCCACCUAUUCCAAUGAUCCUGAUACCUUCUCAUCCCCUGCUUGGCUUCUCUGCAUGUGGUCAUCUGCUGUGGCCUGGUGUGUCAUGGGUUAAAAAUAAGCCACUGCCUGACAUCCCAACAUUGGACACCCCAGCAAUGUGUGACUCCCCCAACAUUCCACUCUGCCAUGCUGCAGCUGGGAGCCCUGGCAGCCUUUCCAGCCCCCAACUCUUGGACAGAGGAUCGGGGAGGAGGUGGAGGCCAUGCCAGAGACCUUGGGGAAAAUGAGAGGGAGGAAGGAAAAAGGGAGAUGAAGCUAGCAAAAGUUUAACUCCUACCGAGUGAGUUGAAAACAGGCUGAAAAUACCACCCAGGAGAAGACCUCUCCCCAAGCAAGCCUGUGAGCAGCCCUGCCAGACCACCGCGGGACUGAGAAAUCCAGCCACUCGUCAGAGCCCAGCAUCUGUCAAAUGACUGUGGAAACCAAAGCGAGACGGCCUGUGCUCCUCCUCGCUCCCACCUUCCUCUUGCUGCUGUGCUCUGUUCUUCCCCACACUUGCCUGUUGUAGUUCCCAGCUGCUGUAAUGGAGCUGCCUCCAGCUCUAACAAUAAAAUCAAGUUCAUUACA
Molecule: messenger RNA, 10952 nt
Organism: Manis javanica (Malayan pangolin)
Lineage: Eukaryota; Metazoa; Chordata; Mammalia; Pholidota; Manidae
Gene: MAP1A
Product: microtubule associated protein 1A
Biological process (GO): axonogenesis; microtubule cytoskeleton organization; dendrite development
Cellular component (GO): microtubule; cytosol; synapse
Molecular function (GO): microtubule binding; actin binding
Source: RefSeq, a predicted model, not a curated record